AUGGCAUCCGCAUUACCCUCCCUCCGGACCAUUUCCAAGUUCGCCCUGGGCGGCGCCCAGGUCCUGCUGGGAUCUGGCGCCAGAGUACGAGGAGGCACUCCUCUGACUUGCUCUAACCCUCAGCUGAGCUGUCAGAACAACACCGUUGUGGAGGACCUUUGCUGCUUCAACUACCCCGGUGGGCAGAUGUUACAGACGCAGUUCUGGGAUACCCACCCGGUCACCGGUCCCGUUGAUUCCUGGACUAUCCACGGCCUCUGGCCUGAUCACUGCGAUGGGACCUUCGAUGCGAGCUGCGACUCUUCUCGAUCCUACUCCAAUAUCUCCGACAUCCUGACAGCCUUUGGCGAGACGGAAACCCUCACGUUCAUGGAGAAAUACUGGAAGGAUUAUAAAGGGGAUGAUGCUUCUUUCUGGUACCAUGAAUGGGCCAAGCACGGCACAUGUAUCAGCACGUUGAGCCCGAAGUGCUACGAUGACUAUGUCCCGACGCAAGAAGUGCCGGACUUUUUCCAGAAGACCGUGGAGCUAUUCAAGAGCCUGCCUUCGUAUGAGUGGCUUUCUGAGGCUGGCAUUACACCCUCGUCGUCCAAGACGUAUACCUUUGCAGAAAUCCAGAAGGUGCUAUCCGCAAAGCACGGGAAUGAAGUUACACUGGGUUGCAAAGGCGGCGCACUCAAUGAAAUUUGGUAUCACUUCGACGUGCGCGGUUCAGUGGUCACUGGAGAAUUUGUUUCCGCAGAGCCCGAUGGAACGAAGUCGUCUUGCCCGAAGACCGGCAUCAAGUACCUGCCCAAGGGCUCAAGCGGCAACCCUACUACGACAAGGACCGCAACUGCCACCAGGACGACCGCCACCACUGCGCCCACAAGCACUGGCUCCUUCUCUGGGAAGGGUCAUCUCAUGGUCGAGGUUGGCGGCUCGAGCAACGGCUGUAUCAUCAGCAAGGGCACGUGGUACACAUCGGGCACCUGUGCCACCUUUACUGCCGCUGACAGCGGCGACGGAUUCACCCUGAGCAGCAGCAAGGGCGACUGCGGCAUCGCAGAUGGUGCUUUGACCUGCGGAUCCGGCGUCAGCGAAGCCACUGUCUUUACGGCUGACGGUGGCAACCUGGCAGCGGACAACAGCACUGCGUUUUAUGCCGACAAGGUUCCCUCGGGCACGACACAGCAAACAGUUUAUACGGAAGAGAGGGACGAGCAGCUUGUCAUCACUUGGAAGAGCGCUUAA
Molecule: messenger RNA, 1233 nt
Organism: Aplosporella prunicola CBS 121167
Lineage: Eukaryota; Fungi; Ascomycota; Dothideomycetes; Botryosphaeriales; Aplosporellaceae
Exons: 3
Coding region: 1-1233 (410 amino acids)
Biological process (GO): RNA catabolic process
Cellular component (GO): extracellular region
Molecular function (GO): ribonuclease T2 activity; RNA binding
Source: RefSeq, a predicted model, not a curated record